Molecule: messenger RNA, 1617 nt
Organism: Thalassophryne amazonica
Lineage: Eukaryota; Metazoa; Chordata; Actinopteri; Batrachoidiformes; Batrachoididae
Exons: 7
Coding region: 87-1085 (332 amino acids)
Source: RefSeq, a predicted model, not a curated record
UUCCUGCCUACUUGCACUUGGAACGGUAACUAAAAAGACGCAAACUGUGUUGUCAUAGGAGACUUCAAACAGUCUCAGUCAGCACCAUGGCCCUGGGAAGAAGGCUGCAGUGGGUUCUUGUCUUCAUUGUUUGCAAAGAGGUGUGCGGUGUAAAGAUUCAGAACAAGCUGCUGGGAUCGUGUCUGCAGGUGCAGGAUGGAUCUGCAGAAGGCAGAGUUUCCCUCGGGAACUGCAGUCCAUAUUCUGCCUUGCAGGAAUGGAGUUGGCACGCUGAGAGCCAGGCAGUCAGCAAUUACCAUACAGGACUUUGUCUAACUGCACCUGAAGAGCAGCAUGAAGGUGUGUACUUGCAGGCCUGCAUUUUUAAAGCUGGAAAUGAAGAUGCUGUCAGUGGAAUGGCAGCAAUGGAAAUGGGCACAGGAGAUGGACUCCAGGCUUGGUCCUGCUCCAAGAAAGGCCACCUGACUUUGUCAGGGACGAGUCUGCGCCUCAGUGCCACACAGGAAUCCACUUUAGUCUUCCUUUCAAAGGAUCACAAGCAAGGCAGCAGGUGGUGGACACUUGACAACCAGACUUUGUGCAGUGACAGAGAUGGCAAACAUCCUCAACACCAGGAUCAACCUCGCCACCUUGUGGAGGAACUGUUGCAGCCUGCUAUUCUUCCACCUGUCAUCUCUGAGAUGCACAGUCUGGCUCAGCCAUUUGAAAUUAAAACAGGUGUCAAUGUCUCUCCUGGAUUUACGAGCACCAAAUCCCCUGCAGAUCCCACAAUGGUUUUCCUCAGUAUGGAUUAUGGGAUGGGCUGGAAGGUAACUAUGUUGGUUUUAAGCUCUCUGGCUCUGGUCCUGGGGACUGUCAUCCUGAUCUUUAAUGUUUACUCACAUAGAAAGGAGAAAGUGGUUUGUGUGCUGAAUUCGUACAUGCCAAGGCAAGAUGAGAGUGUUCCCGGGUCUCCGGUUCCCAGUGAAAGAGCCCCUCUGACAGAGCAUGCCAUGCGCCUCCCACAGUCCUCGCCCUUUUUACAACGAGGAGAAAUCCUCAUUCAAUGGAAGGAUGGCUCUGUUACUCCGCUGUAUUCAGCGUGAGGGCCAUGCUGCUGUAUACAGAACACUGAAGAAAGAAGAAGCGGAAUCUGUGGUUGUUUCCUUGGACGAUGUCUACUGGUUGCUGGUGUGACAUACUUCUGCAGUGUCCCACUCUGGGUACAAACUCACGAUCUUCAGGACAGGAGACAGGCACUAGCAUGUUUCUCUAAAGCGUCUUUGGACACUGGGGAGUGAGGUUUACUAACUUCUUCUGUGCAGCACCUCCUGCUGGCCUUCUCUUCCACUAGUGCAGGCGAACAAGUUACUUCAAAGGCAAAAGAACAUGAAUCUCAGACAGAAAUGAAGCCAAAAUGUAAAGGGAAACAAAAUCAUGACUGGUUACAUUAUAACACAAUCUUAAAGCUCACCACUAGAUGGCGCUAAAUCCUACACACUGUAGCUUUUCUUUUUUGUUGUUGCAAAAACUGUUGUAACACCUGCAUUAACAUGUGUAUUAAACUCAUUUGACUUAAGAUGUAUGUGGAGAAAUGUUUGUUUUUAUUUUGAAUAUACAUAAUAUUAACUGACCUUA